AUGUCUGGUGGUCACAAGCACCGUUAUAAGAAUGCAGGCUUGAGUGCUGAUGAACUGCGUCGCCGUCGAGAAGAAGAAGGUGUGCAGCUUCGGAAACAGAAAAGAGAACAGCAGCUUUUCAAGAGAAGAAAUGUAAAUCUUCCUGCACCAAAUGCACCCGACAACUUAUUGCAGGAUGAUAUCAAUAUAUCAGCAUCUGAGGACAUCACUCCAGCCAUGGUUGCUGCCUUAUAUAGUGACAAUCCCCAAGAACAAGUUGCGGCAACUCAAAAGUUCAGAAAACUAUUGAGUCAAGAACCGAAUCCUCCAAUAGAUGAAGUGAUUCGGACUGGCAUAGUUCCUAAAUUUGUGGAAUUUUUGACUACUAUACAUCCAGUACUACAGUUUGAAGCAGCAUGGGCUCUUACAAACAUAGCAUCUGGUUCAUCGGAACAGACCCGUGUUGUAGUGGAGUGCGGUGCAGUGCCUGUGCUUGUGAGCCUGGUUGGAGGCGGCGCAAGUGACGAUGUUCGUGAACAGGCGGUGUGGGCUCUCGGUAACGUCGCUGGGGACUCGCCGCGUUGUCGGGACACCGUGCUUGCUGCUGGAAUCUUACCACCAUUGUUAGAAAUAUUAAAUAAGUAUACCAGGUUAUCUAUGACGAAGAAUGCAGUCUGGACUCUAUCAAAUUUGUGUAGGGGUAAAAAUCCGCCGACGAACUUUGAAGCUGUUGCUCCAGGAAUUCCAGUGUUGGCGCGAUUGCUACAUCAUACCGACGCAGAUGUAUUAAGCGACGCAUGCUGGGCUCUCUCGUAUCUGUCAGACGGACCGAAUGAAAAGAUACAAGCAGUGAUAGACGCUGGAGUUUGUAGGCGACUUGUGGAACUAUUAAUGCACAACAAAUCAACUGUUGUAUCGGCGGCAUUGAGAGCUGUCGGUAAUAUUGUAACUGGCAAUGACGCGCAAACACAAGCAGUACUGAACUGCAAUCCUCUACCCAACUUGCACGCGCUGUUACGGUCUAGCACAGAGGCGCUACGUAAGGAAUCAUGCUGGACACUUUCAAACAUAACAGCUGGCAAUGCUGCACAGAUUCAGGAAGUAAUAGAUGCCAACAUUUUCCCAGCGCUGAUUGAAAUUUUGAGGCAAGCUGAAUUUAAAACAAGGAAAGAAGCAGCUUGGGCUAUUACUAAUGCUACUAGUGGAGGCAGUCAUGACCAAAUUAGGUAUUUAGUUGAGCAAGGUUGUAUACCACCUUUAUGUGAGUUAUUAACGUUAACGGACGCCAAGACCGUCCAAGUCGCUCUAAAUGGAUUAGAUAAUAUAUUAAAGGCAGGACAACAAGCUGAUCAACGAGACAAUCCUUAUGCCGUCCUCAUUGAAGAGUGCUUUGGUUUGGAUAAGAUAGAAUUUCUCCAGUCACAUGAAAACCUUGACAUUUAUCAAAAAUCUUUCGAGAUUAUUGAGAACUAUUUUGGAUCUGAAGAAGAGGAUGGCAGACUUGCGCCUGCGGUGUCGUCUACUACGGACCAAUAUCAAUUCAAUACCGAUCAGUCGGUUCCUAUGGGUGGCUUCCAAUUCUAA
Spodoptera littoralis (African cotton leafworm) is the source of this 1563-nucleotide messenger RNA. Lineage: Eukaryota; Metazoa; Arthropoda; Insecta; Lepidoptera; Noctuidae. The record is from the annotation of a GenBank genome assembly.